UGCUACGCGGAGGAGCGGAGCGAGCGGUGUGCGGGGGGCGGGGAGCAACGCGGAACCCGGCCACACCGAUCGCCCGCCGCAGCCGCCGCCAUGGGCUCCUCGCAGAGCGUCGAGAUCCCAGGCGGGGGCACGGAAGGCUACCACGUCCUGCGGGUGCAAGAAAAUUCGCCAGGACAUAGAGCUGGACUGGAGCCAUUCUUCGAUUUUAUUGUUUCUAUUAAUGGUUCAAGAUUGAAUAAAGACAAUGAUACUCUUAAGGAUCUACUGAAAGCAAAUGUUGAAAAACCUGUAAAAAUGCUUAUCUACAGCAGCAAAACACUGGAACUGAGAGAGACCUCAGUCACACCAAGCAAUAUGUGGGGUGGCCAGGGCUUGUUGGGAGUGAGCAUUCGUUUCUGCAGCUUUGAUGGGGCAAAUGAAAAUGUUUGGCAUGUGUUGGAAGUGGAAUCCAAUUCUCCUGCGGCUCUAGCAGGUCUUAGACCUCACAGUGAUUAUAUCAUUGGAGCAGAUACAGUCAUGAAUGAGUCUGAAGAUCUUUUCAGCCUUAUUGAAACACAUGAAGCAAAACCAUUGAAACUUUAUGUGUACAACACAGACACUGAUAACUGUCGAGAGGUGAUUAUCACACCAAAUUCUGCAUGGGGUGGAGAAGGCAGCCUAGGAUGUGGCAUUGGAUAUGGCUAUUUGCAUCGAAUACCUACACGCCCAUUUGAAGAAGGAAAGAAAAUUUCUCUACCAGGACAGAUGACUGCUACACCUAUUACUCCUCUUAAAGAUGGAUUUACGGAGGUCCAGCUGUCCUCAGUGAAUCCCCCGUCUUUGUCACCACCAGGAACUACAGGAAUUGAACAGAGUCUGUCUGGACUUUCUAUUAGCUCAGCUCCACCAGCCGUCAGCAGUGUUCUCAGUACAGGCAUACCAACAGUACCAUUAUUAUCACCGCAAGUAAACCAGUCCCUCACUUCUGUGCCACCAAUAAACCCAGCUACUACAUUACCAGGUCUGAUGCCAUUACCAGGAGGAGGACUGCCUAACCUGCCCACCCUCCCCAACCUCAACCUCCCUGCACCACACAUCAUGCCAGGUGUUGGCGUACCAGAAAUCGUGAACCCGGGUUUGCCACCUCUUCCUUCCUUGUCUUCCCGAAACUUACCUGGCAUUGCACCUCUCCCCAUGCCAUCUGAGUUCCUCCCGUCAUUCCCUUUGGUUCCAGAGGUCUCUUCUGCAGUAGGCUCAGGGGAGCUGCUGUCUUCCCUUCCACUUCCCAGCAACCCACCUUCUGACCCUAUCACGACUACUGCAAAGGCAGACGCUGCCUCCUCACUCACUGUGGAUGCGAUGCCUCCAACUUCAGAGGCCCCAACCGCUGUUGAGGACAGAGUCAGCAAACCCGCCCCAUCCAGUGAGAAGCCUGUUUCUGUGGUUACGGAUGCAAAUGUUUCUGAGUCACCUUCAUUGUGAACCAUUCUGCAGAAUCAGCGUGGUGUGUUUAUUUAACCACAGGAGCGUGUCUGGAAAUGCAAACUAUCAUUCAUUUCAUUCUAGUUUGUACCGUAUCUGUAGGCAUCCUGUAAAUAAUCCUAAGGGGAGAACUCAGCGAGAGGGUGUGGGCUUGUAUCCUGCCAAGUUGGGGUGGGGCUCACAGGCCGGGAAGGGAAAUGUCAGAAAUUGCUUGUAUUGUAAAACAACCAAAAAGAAUUGUUAAGAGUGGCUUGCUGCCAGGCUUCCACUGCCAUUCUUGAGGGUGUACAUCUUUGGGAAAGGUGGUAACAGGGUGUCCUCUAGGUUCCUGUGUCCUCACUGCUCCUUCUGUAAGAAAAUGAAAUAUUUUAUGCCUAGUACUCACACGCAACAUUUCUCUUACUUUGUAAAUCGUUUGCAAGGGUGCAAACCACCUCACUAAACCGUGAAAGGAAGAUAUAUUUCACUUUUGGUCUCUCUGAGUUGCAUCUCUGUUGAGGUUUGCAAGAAAAUUCCAACUAAAGAUGUUUGUUAAAGUUACACAGUGUGCACUAUUAAUUGAACAUCUUUUUAUUCAGCCUGUACACAGAUCUUGUUUUACGUUCUCAAGGUUACUCAGACAUUUUGUAACUGCUGCUGUUGCUUUAUAGGUCCACCAUAAAAUGGCAUUUAAAAAGAAAUAAAGGAGGUGUUGCACAGUUUUCAACCAGAAGGUGGCACUUUGUGGCUACUCACAAUACUGUAGCUAUACUGGGAAAGCAGAGACACAGCAAUAAAUUACAGUGAUUUUGCUUUU
Messenger RNA from Loxodonta africana (African savanna elephant), 2257 nucleotides. RefSeq names its product golgi reassembly stacking protein 2 (gene GORASP2). Gene Ontology annotation, molecular function: protein binding. Gene Ontology annotation, cellular component: Golgi apparatus. Lineage: Eukaryota; Metazoa; Chordata; Mammalia; Proboscidea; Elephantidae. Gene Ontology annotation, biological process: Golgi organization. The coding region runs from base 91 to 1461 and encodes 456 amino acids. The transcript has 10 exons. The record is from RefSeq and is a predicted model, not a curated record.